AUGACGAUGGAACUUUCUGCUAUCGUUGAGGAGAUACUUCCUGCUUGUGAAGAUGGAGUUGUGAAGAAGGAAGUAGGUAAGGACCAAACCAACUCGCCUGGAUCGCAGAAGGAACGGUAUUCGUAUGUUUCUGAGGAUAGUUCUGAAAACAACACCACACCAAAACCUUCACAUAACUCUUUCCGAGGUCAUCUGUAUUUUGGCGUCGGACCAUCACUCCCAAACCCUUAUUCUCUUCGCCAGGCUCUCGGUCCAUUGGAAGAAUACGACGAUACGACAGAUUCCAUUUCCGAACAUCUCGCUUGUGCUUCUUACCUAACACCUUCUCGACGUUCCAUAACUCCAAUAUCUUCUCUUCUUUUACCCAUUUCCAAUCAACCUUCUUCACCCCGUAGACAUAUCAAACGUAAUUCCACUGGAUCAAUGGCUACCGUCCAAUCGCCUCAAUUGAGAAGUAUGGUUUCUAUGGAUGCUAUGUAUCCUCAACAUCGACCUAGAUCUGCUGUUUCACUUUCGCCACCUUUAUCAGAUUCAAGACAUGUCUCUUGGUCAUCUGUCGUUUCAUCUUUUCGAUCUCCAACUCCGGAACUAAGAAUUCGAAAUGUUUCCUCUAGCACAUCAAACAGUUUACCCACUCCUACUCUUCUUAACGAACAUAUUCUACCUGUCACUCCGAUGCUUGGACGGCCGGUUUCUCCCUCCACACCGAGACAACAUCCCACCAAUCGAACGACUGCUCGAAUGAGGAUUUCUUCUGUUGGAAUUGGUGGAGAAGAAGAAGAAGAGUCAGACCCUUCCGCCACUCCAAGACAACGAAAACGAGUCGUAAGCUCAACAGAAACAGACGAGGGAGAGAUUGUGGGAAUUGUAGCCAAUGUCGACGCUACUGUUCGAGCCGCUCCCGGUGUGGUAGGACUAGGUGAAGGAUGGGCAGGAGGACCAGCUGCUAAACCGAAAAACAAAACGCAAUGGUUUCGUUCCCUCUCAAAUGGUCAGGUUGAACAUUCACAUGAUCCUCUAGCUCUCUGGAUACCCCCACAAAAGUCCCAAGAACCCAAGAGAAGUGUUUGGGGUAGAUCUCGUGGUUUGUUCGGAGCAAGUAUGCCUCUUUUGUCUCAACCUGAUCCGAUAAUCAAAUCGGACUUUCAUCCAACUGUCAAAGUCGGUCCCGUCAAGACUCUCAGAGGGUUGUUGAGUAAAAGUAAAGUCGACUUGACACUUCCACCUGCCAAAGACAAAGCUUCACAGCAUCAAAGAGAUAGCGGUAAACGACUCUUCGGUCGAUUUUCCAAAUCAGCAGUGGACAUCACUAGACUUUCAACUUCUCCUCUAACAUCAGAUAAGAUGAAAGAUAUCUCAAAUAAACAUAUCAGUCCUAGAUCCAAUAAUCAUGGUCGAUUAUCAUUCUCUUCUGGUCCACGACCUCCUUGGCGUCAAACAUCAACACAAGUACGUCCUGCCACUGUGGCAAUUAUGAAUCCAGUUUCUGCCUCACGUCCCCUUCAACCAGGUUCAACGGAAUCCACACCUCCGGGAAUCCAGGAUGAUUCACCUGCAUUAGAAUCACAUUCUUCUUCCUCAACAAUUCAUCUUCGUACUCCCAAAGUGGAAGAAGUGAACAGACAACGACCAUCUUUCCAAGCUGAAAGGAAAAAGAACAACGAUGUCAAUCCACGAGUCCGAGGAUGGGGUUACGGACACGUUCUUUCGAAUGGAUUUCGUAGAUUAUCGAAUCUUGGAGGAUCUCAUACAACUACCCCGGUGUCUGUGGCGAAAACAGAACCCCUCACUCCUGUCACCUUUCCAACUCAACCCAUUCGUGGACUUUGGGAAGAAAACCUUUCAUCUCCUAAUUCAUCCGAAGAAACAUCUUCUCCAAUUUCUGAUGGUCCUAAACUCAUAUCUCCUCUCGAUACUCAAAUACCCAAACUCGCACCACGGUUCAUUUUCCCCGCUCCAUCCACAAUACCAAAAAUCAAACCCACUCCUGCACCAUUGUUCAGUCGACUAAAAUCAGCACUACGCCCACAUCAUACAUCCCGACGUCCCAGUGUUGCGGCCAUUACAGAAGAUUGCGAAAUCUCACUUCCAAUCCCAUCUUCACUCAAAGUUACCUCAGAGUCAAAUACUCGUCAGUCAAGUGAAACUCGACGUUUGUCCGAAUCCACCGUCCGUUUCGCACCAUCCCCAAAGACCAAAACAACCAUCAUCAAGAAUGAUUCCGUACCUCGACACUCGAUCUCAUCCAUCGAUUCACGAGGAAGACGUUCAUUCGAAUCAUCCUCUACUUCCAUGGGUGAAUUUGGAAAUGUUUCUCAUCUCACCAAUCGUCAUACUCUUGGAAACCCCGUAUCAGUCAUUGAAAGAGAUACAUCACGUCACAAACCUUAUCCAAGUGUAACACAUUCAUCAUCUGUAACAUGGCGUAAACGACUUUCCAAACUACCAGAAGCAGAUGAAGAAAUUGAUCAACCCGAACUGAUCCAAUCACUUAGCAACGUUCAAUCGGAAGUUCAUGUUGAUACAGAAGAAUACAAAAGACAUUCAACAUCCAUGUUAGAUCUUUUCAAACCUAUUAGGAAAUUAGGUUCUUUGAAUUCUCUUCGAAAACAAACUUCAUUGGAUAAUUUAUCAAAUUGGGAAUACCCAGCUUCUAAUUCUUCUUUCCCAUUAAGUAAUUCGAUGCCUUUACUCGAUUUCCCACUUCCUCCCGAAAGGAUGAGUUUGGAAUUAGAUUUGGGUCAAAGUGGUUUGGGUUUAGAUGAUAUCUUAGCAGCUGGAUCAAAUCCGAUUUAUACGAAUCCUCCAUAUACUCCCACUCCAGGUCAAAAUCCUACUUUCUCAUUCUGUCCUCCUAUAGAUCCCGAACCUUCCACCGGACUUGUGCCCGGUACGGACGACCGCGAGAAUUGUGAAAUCCACAUGGAAGCGGAGACGAACACCAACGCAACUAUGAUCACGAACACGGACACAGAUAUGAAAUCAAUCAAUUUGAAGACAAAUAUGUCGAAAGGGAAAUACGGUUCUCACCUUUUACCACCUUUAAUACCAGUACCACCAUUGACCAUGUCCACUUUGGUUGUCCCUCCUUCUCCUUCUUCUAAUUCUCCCCCUUUUAGUAACGAGCUCAACUCCGGAAAAGAGGAGGUCAAUCUUAUAUCAAAAGAAUCAAAUUCAGAGAGUUACAAAACAACUUUAGGUUAUCAUACUCCUCCUCUCACUCCAAAGAUCGACAUUUCCAAAGACUCAAUUGUGGUCGUUACUGAGGUUGAGAAGGAUAUGACGAAGAGACCCAUAUCGUCAGCUUUAAGUGGAUCAGAAUCGGAUAGAUCAGGAUUGUCUUUUUACGAAUACGAAGAUGCUAUCGUCUCUUCUGUCACUGAUGAAAGCGUCAAAGUAGGAAUGGCAAGGAUGGUCAAAUUGACACUUUCGAAAACGAUCAAUGAUGAUUAA
Tremella mesenterica DSM 1558 is the source of this 3453-nucleotide messenger RNA. RefSeq lists its product as uncharacterized. The transcript has 3 exons. Lineage: Eukaryota; Fungi; Basidiomycota; Tremellomycetes; Tremellales; Tremellaceae. Bases 1 to 3453 code for a protein of 1150 amino acids. The record is from RefSeq and is a predicted model, not a curated record.